UGUCAGAUUUAUAUUCAAGGUUCUUUCUUCUCAUUCUCGAUAAUUAAACAUAAAUAAAUACAAUUCCAUCAACUCACUCUGCAGUGAAGAAGAAACAACAUCAAAUUAAAUGUUUUAAAAAAGUUCCUCCAUUAAUUCUGAGUUCACUGUUUCUUACAUCAGAGCUAAAAAAUACCUGAAGAGAAACAACAACUGUUUACCUGCAUUACAGUUUGUAGUUUACCUGAGCAACCACUUACUACUUUCUGUACCACCUACUACACCUGUAUUACAAAAUAAAAAAUAAAAAAUACUAUUAAUAAUUACAAAUUAUAACAAUUACAUAUAAAAACAAUGAAUAAAUGUAAAUUUAAUAAUAAAGAGUGCUGUAAGGACCUAGUGACAUGUACUACUAACUACACCUGUAUUACAAAAUAAAAGUCCUAAAGCAUGAGUACAGUAAUAAUUUAAAUGGUGGUUCCCUGAUUCUAUUAUUCAUGACGCAACAUCAUUUUUUUGUCAAACAAAUUCACACUAAGCCACUCUGUUGUUCCACAUGCAGAAUGAGGACACAAAGUCAUAUAAAUGAGACAUUUAAUACUUAAAUAUCAGUGGAAUUCUGUAACAAGUGCUGAUGCAUGACAGAUGUUGGUGUUUGCACCUUUCACUGACUGGAUGGUCCUUUUUAUUAUUAUAUUUAUUUAUUUAUAUUUAUUUUAUAUAUUUAUUGGAGCAAAAACAAGCAAUUAGGAUUUUCCUAUCUAGUUGUGGUACGUUCUGUACCUGAACUCUGCUCUCUUAUUUAUGUUUUUUUCUGCAUGUUUAGGGGUUUAGUCCAUUCCAGCAAAAGACUCAACAGUACAACAUACUGUGUGUUCAUGACCAAAUUGACUCGUACUGAUUUAAGAUUAAAAUGGAAACCACUCAAACUAACAAUGAAUGAUAUUAAGAUAGAUAGAUUGCGUUUUUCAUGAUCUUAAUGUGAACUUAAUGUUCCUUUAAAAUAAUUACCACAUAAAUCACUAUUAUACGUUUAUAUUUAUAUCUGCAGUCAGAUCCAAACAACAGGAUCAGAUUCUUCAGUACCCAGCCAUAUCAUCAUGAACAGUGACACUUCUGUGCAUCAUCCAGUACUGAAAGAUGGAAAACCAUCACCUGGAUGCAGUUUCCAGAAGUGGGCGAGAGCUACAAUACAACAGAAAAUGAUCAGACAUGCAGGGUCUGACUCCACAUCUGCUGGACCUGAAGUCCAGAAGAAGCUCAAAUUAAAUCUGAUAAAGAAGUUUCAGUGUGUAAAUGAAGUGAUCACAAAGCAGGGAAACCCAACACUUCUGAAUGAGAUCUACACCGAGCUCUAUAUCACAGAGGGAGAAAGUGGAAAAGUCAAUAAUGAACAUGAGGUGAGGCAGAUCGAGGCAGCAUCCAGGAGAGCAGCAACAGAGCACAUGCCCAUCAAAUGUAACAACAUCUUUGAACCUUUAUCAGACCAAGAUGAACCUAUCAGGACUGUCCUGACUAAGGGUGUCGCUGGCAUUGGAAAAACCGUCUCUGUACAGAAGUUCAUUCUGGAUUGGGCUGAAGGGAAAGAGAAUCAGGACGUCCACCUCAUAUUUCCACUUCCUUUCAGAGAGCUAAAUUUAAUGAAGGACCACAAACUGAGUCUGAUGGAUCUCCUUCAUUUCUAUUUUCAGGAAAUAAAAGAAACUGACAUUUCCAGCUUGUACAAAGUUCUGUUUAUUUUUGAUGGGUUGGAUGAGUGUCGUUUACCUCUAGAUCUCCAGAACUCAGUGAGAUUGAGUGAUGUAAAUGAAUCAGCAUCAGUUCAUGAGCUGCUGAUGAACCUCAUCAAAGGGAAUCUGCUUCCUUCUGCUCUGAUCUGGAUCACCUCCCGUCCAGCAGCAGCUGAUCAGAUCCCCUCUGAGUGUAUCGAUCGAGUGACGGAGGUACGAGGAUUCACUGAUCCACAGAAGGAGGAGUACUUCAGGAAGAGGAUCAGUGAUCAGAGUCUUGUCAGUAGAAUCAUCUCACACCUGAAGUCAUUAAGAAGCCUCUACAUCAUGUGUCACAUUCCGGUCUUCUGCUGGAUUACAGCCACAGUUCUAGAGAGGAUGUUUGGUGAAGCAGAGAGUGGAAAGAUCCCCAAAACUCUGACUCAAAUGUACACUCACUUCCUCAUCAUUCAGACCAACGUCAUCAGAAAAAAGUACAUGAAGAAUCAGGAGGAAGGAGAAAUGAUCCUCAAACUGGGAAAACUGGCUUUUGAGCAUCUGAUCAAAGGAAACCUGAUCUUCUAUGAAGAAGAUCUGAUGGAGUGUGGCAUUGAUGUUCAGGAAGCCUCAGUGUACUCAGGUGUGUGUACACAGAUCUUCAGAGAGGAGUUUGGACUUCACCAGAGUAAAGUGUACUGCUUUGUUCAUCUCAGCAUUCAGGAACAUCUCGCAGCUCUAUAUAAGCACCUGACCUUCAUGAAUGAAGAGACAAAUGUUCUUCAACAGAGUCUGUCCUCAAAACUGAGAAUGCUGAAGAGAAAACAAAUCUCAGAUCUACACAAGAGUGCUGUAGAUCAGGCAUUACAGAGUAAGAAUGGACAUCUAGAUUUUUUUCUUCGCUUUCUUCUGGGUCUCUCACUGAAGUCCAAUCAGAAUAUCUUACAAAGCUUAGUGACACAAACAGGAAGUGACUUUCACAACAAACAAAAAACAGUUCAGUACAUUAAGGAAAAGAUCAGUGAGAAUCCCUCAACAGAGACAUCCAUUAAUCUGUUCCACUGUCUGAAUGAACUGGAUGAUCAUUCACUAGUUCAAGAGAUCCAACAAUACAUGAAAUCUGGAGAACUAAAACAAACUAAACUCUCUGAUUCUCAGUGGUCAGCUCUGGUCUUCAUGUUACUGACAUCAGCAGAUGACCUGGAUGUGUUUUACCUAAUACGUUAUACCAACCAGUACAGCUCACCAGAUGAAGUUUUUCUGAAACUGAUGCCGGUGGUUGCAGCAUCCAGAGCAGCUCGGCUUGGUUUGUGUGAACUAAAAGAUAAAAGUUAUGAAGCUCUGGCCUCAGUGCUCAGCUCAGAAUCCUCCAGUCUGAGAGAACUUCAUCUGUCUGAUAAUAAACUAGGAGAUUCAGGAGUGAAGCGUCUCUCUGCUGUACUGGAGAAUCCUCACUGUAAACUGGAGAUACUGAGGUUGUAUAAUUGUGGUGUAUCAGAUGAAGGUUGUUCUGCUCUGGCUUCAGCUCUGAGAUCAAACCCCUCACACCUGAGAGAACUUCAUCUGUCUGAUAAUAAACUAGGAGACUCAGGAGUGAAGUGUCUCUCUGCUGGACUGGAGAAUCCUCACUGUAAACUGGAGAUACUGGGGUUAAAUUAUUGUGGUGUAUCAGAUGAAGGUUGUUCUGUUCUGGCUUCGGCUCUGAGAUCAAACCCCUCACACCUGAGAGAACUUCAUCUGUCUGGAAAUAAUCUAACAAAAUCUGAUAUGACACUCCUCUCUGAUCUAAGGCGUGAUGACCGAUUCAGACUGGAGGUUCUGAGGUUUUGGUGAUAAACUCGAAGAUUAAAAGCAGAGAUUAUUUCUGACCAUAGAGUUGAUUUACAGAUGUGAUUAAAACCUUUUCUACAGUUUCCCAGUCAUGUCAUGAUGUCUGAAUCCUGCACAGUUUCAUUUUCUCAUUCACAUCCUGUACAGAUGUUUUAAUCACAAGAAGAAAGUGUUUAUGAUGCUGAAUAGAUUGUUAUUAUGAUCAGACUCUGGAGACACAGCGCUCGUCCUGUACAUUCAACAUCUAAUUCACUCACAUCAGUCACAGAUUCAUCUGAUAUUAUUAAACCACAUUCUGAUUUUAAUCAUGUGUACAGUUAUAUACAUGAAAUCAUGAUUAAUUAUUGAUUUGUAUUGAAUCCUGGUGUAUAUUAAUGUGUAUAAAACAAUAAAACUUUA
Molecule: messenger RNA, 3914 nt
Organism: Trichomycterus rosablanca
Lineage: Eukaryota; Metazoa; Chordata; Actinopteri; Siluriformes; Trichomycteridae
Product: protein NLRC3-like
Exons: 7
Coding region: 1080-3518 (812 amino acids)
Biological process (GO): intracellular signal transduction
Molecular function (GO): protein binding
Source: RefSeq, a predicted model, not a curated record